UCAUUCCAGUGGGUGGCAGCACCGACGUAUCUCUGUGCGUUACCACAACAACAACACAGAAGAAGAGGUCGGAGCUUCUCGAAAAUGUCUGAGUACGACGUCGUUCAAAAGAGUUCCCUGAAAAUUAAGGGUGUAGGCGAACUGUCCGCUGCAAAAAAGAAGAAGAAGAAGAAUAAAGAGAGUAAACAUCGCUUGGAGCAGGUUCAGACCAGCCAAAACGAUGAGGAGGUGAAAACAAAGAAAACAUAUGUGGACAAAAGGACACCGGCACAGAUUGCUUUUGACAAGAUGCAAGAGAAACGGCAAAUGGAGCGGAUUUUGAACAAGGCGUCAAAGACACACAAGCACAGAGUUGAGGAUUUCAAUCGUCACCUGGACAACCUGACGGAACAUUAUGAUAUUCCAAAAGUCAGCUGGACCAAAUAGAAGAACACAAAAUCUUCGUUAUGUUAUUUUACCACUUGUACAAAAAUGCUAUGCCUUGUCUUAUGCCUGUGAGUUAUGUUUGAUAGUUUUAUAUACCUAAAAUUAAAACUUGGAUUUCAAUUAAUUUCUUUUGUCCCAAAUCCUGGUGUGCACAAUAAAAUUGAUUGUUGAUUGA
This is a messenger RNA of Mugil cephalus (flathead mullet), 601 nucleotides long. RefSeq names its product family with sequence similarity 32 member A (gene fam32a). Lineage: Eukaryota; Metazoa; Chordata; Actinopteri; Mugiliformes; Mugilidae. The coding region runs from base 85 to 426 and encodes 113 amino acids. Gene Ontology annotation, cellular component: nucleolus. The record is from RefSeq and is a predicted model, not a curated record. The transcript is spliced from 4 exons.